This is a messenger RNA of Exophiala viscosa, 878 nucleotides long. RefSeq names its product cytidylate kinase. Gene Ontology annotation, biological process: CDP biosynthetic process; 'de novo' pyrimidine nucleobase biosynthetic process; UDP biosynthetic process. NCBI's taxonomy places the organism in Eukaryota, Fungi, Ascomycota, Eurotiomycetes, Chaetothyriales, Herpotrichiellaceae. Bases 86 to 772 code for a protein of 228 amino acids. The record is from RefSeq and is a predicted model, not a curated record. Gene Ontology annotation, cellular component: cytoplasm; nucleus. The transcript is spliced from 2 exons. Gene Ontology annotation, molecular function: UMP kinase activity; ATP binding.
GCAGCAUAUCUACGUCCUCCCUUCCCAAGUGAUGAACCGGCGUUACUUGACUACUUUUCUGGGAACUUCUUGAAGGCUGUCUACCAUGCCGGCAAUAGAUCCUACAUCCGGCACGUCGGCACUGGCUCAGCCAGCGGCACCACUAAGCUCUACGAACACGUCUCCUGCAUUCGAUCGCGAAAAGGUCACAAUUCUUUUCGUCCUUGGUGGCCCCGGAUCUGGGAAGGGUACGCAGUGCGCCAACCUCGUGCGGGACUACGGCUUUGUACACCUCUCUGCGGGAGACCUUUUGAGAGAGGAACAGAACAACAAGGAGAGCAAGUACGGUCAAUUGAUUGCGGACUAUAUCAAAGAUGGCAAAAUUGUCCCCAUGGAGAUAACUGUCAAGCUCUUGGAAGGUGCCAUACGCUCAAAGCUGAACAGUGAUGGCACAGGCAAAUUCUUGGUCGACGGGUUUCCUCGCAAGAUGGACCAAGCCAUUUUCUUCGAAGAGACUGUUUGCCCUUCGAAAAGCACCAUCUUCCUUCAAUGCUCGGAAGAGGUCAUGAGGGAGCGGUUAUUGAACAGAGGUAAAACCAGUGGCAGAUCCGACGACAAUGAGGAGAGCAUUGUCAAACGGUUUCAGACAUUUGUCAACACGAGCAUGCCUGUGGUGGACCAUUUUGAAGAGGAGGGCAGGGUCAUCAAGGUCUCUGCUGAGGAUUCUGUGAAUGAGGUGUACGAGAACCUGGCCAAAGCGUUGGCUGAGAAGGGCAUUUCACCUUCGAAAUAAGUUUGGAGCAGAAGCACAUUGCGACAAACUCAAUCGUGCUCCUGAUCAGUCCUAGAUAGGUUGACCAAACGAGGAGCAAGUAACCUAGUGUGGCAGGCAAUGAUAG